UCCCUCAGCGAGCGGCUCCGUGGCCGACUCGGUCCCGCGGCUUGCGGAGCGGGCGCGCGCGUCGGGGGUCGCGCGGUUGCUGAGAAGGGCGAGCGCGCGCUGGGAGGGAGUGGAGGCGUAGGGGGGCGGGGGUACGGCUCGCUUGCUCGCAAGAUGGCGGACGAGGACGGGGAAGGGAUUCACCCCUCAGCCCCUCACAGGAACGGAGGUGGCGGCGGCGGUGGGGGUUCUGGGCUCCACUGCACCGGGAACGGCGGCGGGGGAGGCGGCGGCCCGCGGGUCGUGCGCAUCGUCAAGUCCGAGUCCGGCUACGGCUUCAACGUGCGGGGCCAAGUGAGCGAGGGCGGGCAACUGCGGAGCAUCAACGGCGAGCUGUACGCGCCGCUGCAGCAUGUGAGCGCCGUGCUGCCCGGGGGGGCGGCCGAUCGGGCCGGGGUGCGCAAGGGGGACCGCAUCCUGGAGGUGAACGGCGUGAAUGUUGAGGGGGCGACACACAAGCAGGUGGUGGACCUGAUCCGAGCAGGCGAGAAGGAGUUGAUCUUGACAGUGUUGUCCGUGCCUCCUCACGAGGCCGAUAACCUAGACCCCGGUGACGACUCGUUGGGACAGUCCUUUUAUGAUUACACAGAAAAGCAAGCAGUGCCCAUAUCGGUCCCCACAUACAAACAUGUGGAGCAGAAUGGUGAGAAGUUUGUGGUAUACAAUGUUUACAUGGCAGGGAGGCAGCUGUGUUCUAAGCGGUACCGGGAAUUUGCCAUCCUCCACCAGAACUUGAAGAGAGAGUUUGCCAACUUUGCGUUUCCCCGACUUCCAGGGAAGUGGCCAUUCUCAUUAUCAGAACAGCAGUUAGAUGCACGACGUCGGGGCUUGGAAGAGUAUCUAGAAAAAGUGUGUUCGAUACGAGUCAUUGGUGAGAGCGACAUCAUGCAGGAAUUCCUAUCGGAAUCAGAUGAGAACUACAACGGUGUGUCCGACGUGGAGCUGAGAGUAGCAUUGCCAGAUGGAACAACAGUGACAGUCAGGGUGAAAAAGAACAGUACUACAGACCAGGUGUAUCAGGCUAUUGCAGCAAAGGUUGGCAUGGACAGCACCACAGUGAAUUACUUUGCCUUAUUUGAAGUGAUCAAUCAUUCCUUUGUACGCAAGCUGGCACCUAAUGAGUUUCCUCAUAAGCUUUACGUCCAGAACUAUACAUCAGCUGUGCCAGGCACCUGCCUGACCAUUCGCAAGUGGCUUUUCACGACAGAAGAAGAGAUCCUCUUAAAUGACAACGACCUUGCUGUUACAUACUUCUUUCAUCAGGCUGUCGAUGAUGUGAAGAAAGGUUACAUCAAAGCAGAGGAAAAGUCCUACCAGUUACAGAAGCUGUAUGAACAAAGGAAAAUGGUCAUGUACCUCAACAUGCUAAGGACUUGUGAGGGCUACAAUGAGAUCAUCUUCCCCCACUGUGCCUGCGACUCGAGGAGGAAGGGGCACGUCAUCACAGCCAUCAGCAUCACGCACUUUAAGCUGCACGCCUGCACCGAGGAGGGGCAGCUGGAGAACCAGGUCAUAGCAUUCGAAUGGGAUGAGAUGCAGCGGUGGGAUACGGAUGAAGAAGGAAUGGCCUUCUGCUUUGAAUAUGCACGAGGAGAGAAGAAGCCCCGAUGGGUUAAGAUCUUCACGCCAUAUUUCAAUUACAUGCAUGAGUGCUUUGAGAGGGUGUUCUGCGAGCUCAAGUGGAGGAAAGAGAACAUUUUCCAGAUGGCGAGGUCACAGCAGAGGGAUGUGGCCACCUAGCCUCUCCUUAUCCCCUCCCCUUCCCUUCCCUUCGCUCUUGCCCCACCAUCUCCCAAGGCAGACAGAGUAACCAUUAACACAAAAGAAGAGAAAUAGGAAAGAAGUCAUUACGUUGCAAAGCCCUCCACUAAAUAUCAUUAAUACCCCCCGAAUCUCCCAUCUUGGAAGUGAGCUGGUAGAGAGCAGCAGGUUGGUCAGUACCGGGAGUCCACUGAGUGCAGACAGGAAAAGCAGGAAGCCCAGCCGACUCGCCACAGGUGCCCUUUCUUCCACCUGGGCCUCACACCGACAGCCUCUCCUUGUACUAUAUUUUUAAAACUGGAACUAUGAACUUCAUCCAUUUGCACUGUUCAGACAUAUAUAUGUAUGUAUGUAAAAAUUAUAUAUACAUAAAUUAGCUGCACGUAUAUACAUAUAUAUAUUUCUUUUUAAAUUUCAUAUUGAUGGCAGUACCUUUUUUAGCUUGUGUUUUUACACACUUCACUAGAAUUCAUGACCUCUCUCUCUCUUGCUCUCUCUUUAUUUUGAAACAAACUUUAAAAAGAAAAAAAAAAAUUUACAGGGAAAAAUACCUCUCCUCACGAAGGACUCGAAACGUUUACAACCUGCCGGGGUCUCCCCGCCGUUCUCUGCACCGAGCACACGCAGAUUCUGGCCCUUGGGUUGCCGCCGAGUCUGAGGAGCAAGGGGUGCUGGGGAGGAGAGAGGUGGCUGCGGGUGGCAGGGAGGCUGUGCAUGCUCCCUCGGCCGCCUCCCAGGCCGCCUCUCCCCACCUCGGGGCUCUCCAGCCGCCUCGCAUGCGCGCGCACCUCCUUCCUGCCUCCCAGAGGCCCCUGGGCCGCCCCUUAGCCGGCCCAGCCUGAAGUGGAGGUGGGCUCAGGAGGCCGGUGCCUCGGCCCGGAGGCGAUUUCCCACUCCUCUGCCUUUUCUGCGGCAGGGGUGCUGUUAGGGCCCGGAGUUACCGCUGAUACCUUGGGCACGAAGGUUGGACUUACACAGGCGAAAGGAAGGAAGGCCCAUGUACAGAAGGUUUUACUUACCCCAUUCCUGACCAGUAACCACCUGUAACUAUUCCAUUUUUGUGACUUCCAGAGACAGCAGUGUUGAGGAGGGAUCUGAUAAUAUCUUCAAGGCCUUAGGAAACUUGGAGUGAGUCCAUGUUCUGUGCCAAACAAACUGUAGCCCCAUCCAAGGCAGCGGAGGACCCAGGAGGGAACGGUGGGAACAUGGUUGAUGUAGGGUGGGUCUUCAACUUUCAAUUACAAGGAGACUGAAGGAAAACCUUCAGGGCCCUCAAAGAGCUUCUCACUUCUCAUCUGACCUUGCAGCCGGCCUCUGAGCCCAGAGAAGCAGAGGCAGCACCCCGUCCCCUGAGUGCUGCGGGCUGUGCAGGGAGCACUAAGCCAGGCUCAGGUGCAGCUGAAACACACCUUUGGCCCUUGGCCUUUCCCCUUCUCUGCCUUCUAUAAAGAACCCUCACCCGACCCGGGGCGGCAUCUUUUGCCUGUGUAACUGGAGGGCAGCUGUGGUUGUGGUCCACUCUGCAGAGCAGCGUGGGGGGGGGGGUGAAGUUUGUAGUUUGUGACCUGCUUGUGCACAUCGUCCUGAGGCCAGGUUUCUGUCCCCACACUGGCCCCAGGGAAGCGCAGGCUCACGGCGAAUGUCCUCCCCCGCACCCCUUCUGCAGAGGGCGAGGCAUCGGAGUGCUGAGUGUUAAGAGUUGCAGUGAGACUAUUUGAAGACUUCGACACAGAAUCAAUUCUUUCUUUUGGCUUAAAUGAAUUUAAUAAUGAGCCAACGGACCCUGAAAAGAAGAUUAUAUUGAUUUCCUACUCCGAGAUGCUAAAGAGGCUUUUGGCACCAGCUUUGUGGAAACCGUGAAAGUCGCAGCAGUUAAGCCCCCGACUCCUCGUUGGCGGGAGAGGAGCAAACAAACCUGAGAGUCCACGCGACUGCAUGGAUGAUGCUGGCCGCGGGGCGGGGCGGGGGGGUGGCGCAGGCAGCUGGCCUUUUGGCAGAUUCUGUUUAGGAACAGCAGGUACUUGAGGCUGCCCACCUACAAAGCUCCCAGCUGCAGUAAGGAAGUGGGAAGCAGGGGGCCCCUAAGGGGCGGCCCCUUCUUUUCUACCCACAACAAGCGUCCCAGGGGUCUUUGCAGCUGUGGUGGUCCGUGGGGUGCAGCCCCCUUUGCAUGAAACAGUGCUCCAUGUGGCUCUCUCCCCCCACCCCACCCCCGUCCUCUGAUCCCUGCUAUCUUCUUUAGUCCUGGCUUCUGCCCAGGGAGGCUUCUACCCGGUCUCCUUGUGCAGUUUGUCCCUGGGAAAGGGGGACUGCCCUGCCCACAGCUUCUCCCCAGCAGAGCCAGCAGGGUCUCCCCGGUCCCUCCGCACCCAUCUGGAGUCUCUGUGGCAAAAGCCCAGAGCUUUUCACAGAUCAGGAGAAAACACAGCCCCGAGCAAGCUGCCCCUGCAGAGCAGUCCCCCGGGCGAUGCUCUGGCCCGAUGCUCUUUACAGUUUUAUUCCAACUCCAUUCUUCUGCCCUCCCCCUGCCCCAGGCCCAGGCUCUCAGGGCAGCUUCCAGGCCUGGACAGAGCUCUCAGGGAGGAAUUGGAUUAUCCCAGCAGCCUCACACCUGGCCAGUUCUCCCCAGGCCAGCAGCUCCAGCUCAUGCCCUCUCGCAGCUGCACCCCCAGUGCCUGGAGCAGCACUGGAGGGCUCUGUCUCCCUGUGGGCCUGGCCCCUAGGAGGCAGGUGUGCGGGGGACCGCUGCCGGGUGGCCUCCAGUCUCCGGGUGUGGAUGCCCCCCUCCCGCCCCCUGCUUCCCACCGUGCUCCUGGGCUGCGUUCAGCAGCAGGUAGCUGGCGUGGGGGCUGUCGGGAGCCCUGCGUGCGCAGCUCCUUUACCAGCUUCCUUGGGUCACGUUAGCCUCCCUCUGGAGGAGAGAGAACAGAGGCAGCUGCCCGUCUUCCAGUCCUGCCCCCCAGCCCCGCCUCCCUCCUUGUGGCCCACCCCUGCGCACACACAGCAGGCCUCAUUCAUGCAGCACAGCUUCGGCUCCCUGCUCAGAGCAGGCGAGGGCGUGGGGAGGGACAGGAGCGGGGGCGGGGGUGGGUAGUGCGGGGUGGGGGCCUUGGCCAACUGCUAAACUUGGACAGCAAUUUUACGUCAUGCCCCUCUUCUACACCAGUGAGCUGGGCUUCGGUUUUUCCCAGGCCAUCCACACUUUUAAUUUAUUUGAGAGAAACUCUAAUUGUAUUUUCACUGCAGUAUCUUGUAUUUUUUAUUUGUGAUUUAAGAAAUGUGAAGAGAAAAUACACAGACACAUAAUGGCUAACAGUGUUUCUUUCAUUCCUUGUUCUAGAGCUAACCACUCUAAAAUUGUUUGGUAAUGUCACUUAGUGUAAUUAAUUGUAACAUAUUCUUUUAAAUAAAUUGAUUUAUUGAUGAAACAA
This is a messenger RNA of Oryctolagus cuniculus (rabbit), 5231 nucleotides long. RefSeq names its product sorting nexin 27 (gene SNX27). NCBI's taxonomy places the organism in Eukaryota, Metazoa, Chordata, Mammalia, Lagomorpha, Leporidae. Gene Ontology annotation, biological process: signal transduction; intracellular protein transport; endocytic recycling. Gene Ontology annotation, cellular component: early endosome. Gene Ontology annotation, molecular function: phosphatidylinositol-3-phosphate binding; protein binding. The record is from RefSeq and is a predicted model, not a curated record.